This is a messenger RNA of Brugia malayi, 822 nucleotides long. RefSeq names its product ras suppressor protein 1, putative (gene Bma-rsu-1). Gene Ontology annotation, molecular function: protein binding. NCBI's taxonomy places the organism in Eukaryota, Metazoa, Nematoda, Chromadorea, Rhabditida, Onchocercidae. The coding region runs from base 1 to 822 and encodes 273 amino acids. The record is from RefSeq and is a predicted model, not a curated record. The transcript has 7 exons.
AUGCCGAUAAGUAAGGCAGAUCGAAAUCGAGAUGAGGCAAGUGCUGAAAUAGAACACAUCGAUCGUGGAAUACACUCAUUCCAGGAAAUUUCUCACAUAUUCAACAAUUUGGCGUUAAGAAGGUUGAUUUUGAGUCACAACAAAAUUUCAUCCGUCCCAUCAAAUAUUGCGGAUUUAGUCAAUUUAGAGAGUUUGAAUUUGUGGAACAAUCAGAUCGAAGACUUGCCGACAUCAAUAUCAUCGUUGAAUAAAUUGCGAAUCCUCAACUUAGGAAUGAACCGACUGAAUAUAUUGCCAAGAGGUUUCGGGUCAUUCCAGGCAUUGGAAAUAUUGGACUUAACUUAUAAUAAUUUGAAUGAGCGCAGUUUACCGGGGAAUUUCUUUUUUAUGCCAACGUUACGUGCCCUGUAUUUGGGUGACAAUGAUUUUGAAUAUUUACCCGCUGAUAUUGAAAAUCUUUCAAGUUUACAAGUUUUGGUAUUGCGUGAAAAUGAUUUACUUGCAUUACCGAAAGAAAUUGGUAAACUUUAUCGUUUAAAAGAACUUCAUAUUCAGGGGAAUCGUUUGACCGUUUUACCACCGGAAAUUGCUGGAUUGGAUCUUGUCGGUCCGAAACGAGUUCUACGACUUGAGAAUAAUCCUUGGGUACAAUCAUUAGCAGAACCAUUAGCAAAAGGUCCACUUGCUUUAAUGGAAUGUCUCCGAUCGGAUUCGUAUAAAUAUCAAUAUGGACGCCAGGAAUCGGGAACUGGUGUAGCACCACCGAAAGCUCGAAAUAAGGAUAAAAAGAUUAGUAGGCAAAAGGUGAAACAAGGAUGUUAA